Messenger RNA from Oryza brachyantha (malo sina), 1868 nucleotides. Its product is annotated as OVARIAN TUMOR DOMAIN-containing deubiquitinating enzyme 1-like. The transcript is spliced from 9 exons. The coding region runs from base 75 to 1433 and encodes 452 amino acids. NCBI's taxonomy places the organism in Eukaryota, Viridiplantae, Streptophyta, Magnoliopsida, Poales, Poaceae. Gene Ontology annotation, biological process: protein K48-linked deubiquitination. The record is from RefSeq and is a predicted model, not a curated record. Gene Ontology annotation, molecular function: ubiquitin binding; cysteine-type deubiquitinase activity. Gene Ontology annotation, cellular component: nucleus.
UCUCCUUCGCCCCCUCAAAUCAUCGGGAUUAGCGAACCAGCCCCCGCCGCUCUUUUCCCGCGAAGCCUUCCCCGAUGGGCGCGGUCCAAGCAAAAGACCAGGGACCGGUCCAUGGCAGCGGAGGAAGCCGACGCGAGGAGCCCCAGCCCCAGGGAUCCGGCUCCCGCGCCGCCGCCUCCGCCUCCGCAGCACAGGGCGGCGCCGUUGUCGAGAGGCCCACCCAGCAGCAGCCCGGAGACCGUGGCCGUGGCCGCGGCACCCACGGAUCGAGCUCCGCCGCCGCCGCCGCCGCCGCGGCGGCGGCCGCCGAGGCCGAGCGGAAGGGAAAGAAGAAGGUCUCGGCCUCUGACGAUCGGGAGCAGGCGCGAAGGAAGUCUGAUCCUCCCCCCAGGGAGAAGUUACUCGGGAGUAGCAUGCGUGCGCAUCAAGCCCACGCCGAGAGAAAGCUUUCAGAUAGAAAAGGAGAACAACAGAACUACCGCAGUCAAAAUUCCAGACAAGACACUUCAAAAUCUGUUCCUCAUGUGUUUCACAAGAAAGUUCCUAUGAGAGACGCCCUGUUUUAUUAUUUCAGUACCAUCGAUCAUGCUUUCGAGCGACCAGAUAUUGGUUUGUGUUUGAAGUUGCUUGAUAGUCAAUAUUCAGAAUUUAGGCCGGUUGUUCCAGACGGGGAGAGUUUCUAUAGGAGUUUCAUAUUUUCCUACCUGGAGCAAAUUUCUGAUAAGGUUGACACGCAUAGGGAAGAUCACCUUCUUGCUGCUGUUAGAGCAUUGGCUAGCCAAGCUGAACCUCUUCCAUGGGCCUCUUUAUUUUCCCAGAGACGCAAAGCAUUUGAGAUGCUGAUAGAGAAAACAAAGGGAUGGAAGCGCAUGUCAGAGUACCAAACAUCAAGAGCCAGCUACAGCAGGGGGCAAUUUCUCCUCGAGUUCUUCAGCAAUUAUGAUACAACAGAUGACAUUUUCUCUUUCCUCAGAUUAGUAGCAGCUACCUGGAUGUGCGCACUCAGAGUGCAAUAUGGACGGCGUCUAAAUCUUGGAGGUCGUCCCGUGGAAGAUUGGUGCUCGAGAGCGGUUCUUCCUCCUCGCGAGACUGCAAACUGGAUUGUCGUAAGAGCGUUGGCGGAAGCAUUUAGGGUGGCCGUCCGAGUGGAGGACGUCAACUCUCGAUCCACCCAAAACACGCACUACAGUAUCCCCCAGGGCACUCCCAUUGUGACCUUGCUGUUCAUAGAUGGUAAAUAUGACAUCAUCUACCCCAUCAACCCAGUUCCGCAAGCAGGGAGCCAGCAGCAUCCUCAUGCUCCUGCAGCUGAGACUUCAAGCGGUGGAGGGGCUGGCCAGAGAGCCCAGUCAGGCUUCUGGUGGUUCGACUGCUGCUUUGCUGUUCCUAGGGACAUCCACCCACGAGCUGCGGAUCAGGCCAAGCCGCACUGAGCCCAGGCAGAGGAAGCAUCAGUCUUGACCUGAUAGUAGCUAGGGUUCAUGAUCAUGAUCUGCUGCUGUCUUUGUCGGGAGGAAGUCUGACAUUGAUCCUUCCUGAGCUGUGUGCUCUUAAGUAGCUCGAUUGAUCUUUUGACAUGCAUGGGUUUGACAGGAUUUUGAUACUGACAUUUUCCAUCUGUGGUCGAUUGUUAUGUGCAGAGUCGAUUUCUUUGAAUCCUUUCAUGAAGCUUGAAGUUUUACCUCCUUGCUUUGAUUGUGCCUUGCGAGUUUUGGAUUUGCACUGCAUUUGGAUGGAUAUUGCGCUGCAAAUUAGGAGUUUAGCCUGUACUGUUUGAUUUCCCACUAAGAAUCUUGCUUAUCCGUAAUGCUGUUGUGUUGUCAGUUUGACCAUCUGGCUUAAUUGAGCAUACCUGAGUUGUGAACUUG